AGGAAAGCGUAAACUGCUGAUGGCGAUAUGUUUUGCCGCUUGUCUGCUUCUGUUCUUCGGCGCCCUGGCAACUGUUUUGAGCUCAAAGCAAGCCGAAGAUACGGGAGAUGACGGCACGGAGUCCGAAGCUUACUAUCCCACGGCGCCCGCUGGAAACAUCCCUCAGUUGACACCGUCCUCUGCAGGUGGAGAGGCAUCAUCAGGAGAUGGGGCAACACCAGGAGUUACAAGAGUGACACGAAAGCCUCUUCCACUUAGACCGUUGGUGUGCAGCUACAAGCUGGACAUGAAUAAAGAUUACCCCUAUCCUCCCGACGGACUCUGCGACUUCCUUUUUCACACAUUUGGUGUGUUACCUGAAGGCUUCAACUACAACGAAUAUGAGGAAGUUACUGACGACGACAGAGCCUUAUUUGAUAAAUUUAAGGAUGAGGCCAUGAAGUCGAAGAUAACUUUGUUUGGCAUUGACAUCUACGACCAUUUUGAGAACAAUUCUAUUCUGACAUUAAACACAGAUGAAGGCAAAGCUGCACUGAGAGGACUUUGGGACUACAAAAUAGUGCAUUACGCUUGUCUCGAUUUUUUUAUUUUCGCUCUUGGGGAUCACUUCGCUAUGAAGAUCGGCAUGCUAGCAAAGAUAUUGAUGGAGUUACGAGACGAGUACAGGAGCCUUCACGAGACAGAAAACAGCUUUUUUUUCCUUGGCAUUGGAGCAGCAAACGAAAAUCGCGAUGAACGACAGGUGACAGUUUUAAGAUACGCUAUGAGCAUUAUGCUGCCGGACGCUGUGCUAUACCGAACCACUCGGACUAACAGCUAUGAUUACGCGAGCGAAUGUACUUUUGUUCCACCAUCGCAGUGGUCUGAAAGUGAAGAAAGCGUACAGAUGACAUUUAGUGCAGCGUUCAGGAUGCGCAAGUUGAGCACCUGGCCUUCCAGUGUUGUACAAAUGAUGUCUUUCUCCCCGGGAAUUACCUACAUGGAUGGUGGGGAUCCUCUCGUGUUUAAUAGUAAAUGCGACGGAUAUACCCUCAAGCCGGCAAGUUUCAGAUGCAGUCCGGACAACGGUGCUCGCGAUGCUCCUUUUAUGAAGUCACCGGACGGAAUGGACGUCUACCGGCUAGGGAAUAUAAGCUAUAUGUCCCAGCUAGGUCAUUUUUUCGCCGGAUAUGAUACGCCAGAGUCUAUGAAGAGAAAGAUGUGCAAGAGUGUAGUGGAGCACAACUUUAGUGGCGGAUGGACUGUGUUGCACAUGGAAUACUCUAUCGUUGACGGGAAAGGCUGCAAUGACACAAACUAUCAAGGAAACUACCAGAUGGUUCAAGCAUUACGUGACCUUAUGAAGAUCAACUUUACGGCCAACGACUGCCCCUGACCAAUAUAGAAAACGCCAUGUCAACUGAGUGAACUCUGUGCAGGUUCAUAUAUUACGCGAUGUAUGCGGCGUUCAUAGCAUUCACUGGAAUAAUAUAAUACCUAGUAGGUGUUUACCUUGAAAAUAAAAAAAUA
Ornithodoros turicata is the source of this 1509-nucleotide messenger RNA. RefSeq lists its product as uncharacterized. The transcript is spliced from 9 exons. Lineage: Eukaryota; Metazoa; Arthropoda; Arachnida; Ixodida; Argasidae. The record is from RefSeq and is a predicted model, not a curated record. The coding region runs from base 20 to 1375 and encodes 451 amino acids.